UUGUCGCUUUGCUGGCCUGCUAAGGGGAGCCUAGUGUAAUAUUCUUAUAGGAGCCCUAAAUCCCUCGCUACGCCCCUGCCAAAUGUAGUUUCUCUGAUGACAUUUUUCCCAAAUGAGUCAUUUAUAACAUAUAAAAUAUGGAACUGAACUCAGAGAGAAAAUGAGGAAGAGGAGAAAUGUGGUGUUGCAAGACAGGAGACUUAAAGAAGUAGAUCAGAAACCAGUAUCCCUGUCUACAUCACCAUCUCCAGUCAGUCUGAAAAUAUGGCGACAUUUGUCUCUGAAGAGCCACUGGAGAUCUCUGUGGAUUAUAUAAAUGUACCUGAUCCAUCAGCCAGGAGGACGAACGUGAAGAGCUGUUCAAGAGAGUGUGGUGGAGCGACUGCUGCCAUGUCUGGGAGAAAACUCCUCAGACUGCUGGCUGUGAGCUUUGGACUCUUGUGUUUCCUACAAGCUGCUCUCAACAUUUCACUGCGCCUCGUUCACUUUGAAUCACUUUCUAGCUGUAAGACAUCGGCUCAGGAGGAGAGCUGCAAAAACAAGACAAAGGCAAAUCUGAAGAACUUUGAGGAUUAUUUCCAACAAGGAUGGGUGUACUUCCAUCCCAGCCUCUAUUUUAUUUCUAUCAUCAGGAAAUCAUGGCAUGAAAGUAGAAAUUACUGUUUGGAGCGAGGUGCAGAUCUGAUGAUCAUCAACAACCAAAAAGAACAGGACUUCACCAGAAGAUUUGUGGGCUAUACGUGGAUCGGACUGAAAAGGACAGAAAACAAAGAGGAAUGGAGAUGGGUGGAUGGCACUCCUCUCACUAAAAGUUACUGGAUUCCUGGGGAGCCCAACAAUAAUGGUGGUAAAGAAGAUUGUGUACACUUAAAGUUCCAUGGGAGAGAGAAAAGCUGGAACGACAUUUCAUGUGAUGUUAAAAACUUCUGGAUCUGUGAGAAGAUGGUGGUUUGUUGAAGUAAUAAAGCAGUGAGCCAAGAUAACAAAUAUUAGAGUGUCAGUGAUGAAAUAUGGUGAAGCUGAAAACUUCCUUCUUAACCCUCUGGAGUCUAAAGGCCUUAAGAAAAAACAUUUGCGCUGCUAAAGUCUACAGCAGUGAUAAUCAACUGGAGGCCCAGGGUCACAAUCUGGCCCCACACAGCUUCCCAUCUGGCCCUCAGAGGAUUAUUUAAUUCAGAAAAUUUGAGAGACCAAAAAUAUGGCAUGCCACUGUUUAAAGUGGGGGUAUUAUGCCUUUUUUCAAGGCUU
Molecule: messenger RNA, 1248 nt
Organism: Cheilinus undulatus (humphead wrasse)
Lineage: Eukaryota; Metazoa; Chordata; Actinopteri; Labriformes; Labridae
Product: CD209 antigen-like protein E
Exons: 6
Coding region: 265-957 (230 amino acids)
Biological process (GO): biological process involved in interspecies interaction between organisms
Cellular component (GO): external side of plasma membrane
Molecular function (GO): carbohydrate binding
Source: RefSeq, a predicted model, not a curated record